GCCACAGCGGGGCAGGGCGUGCACACUCGAGCCAUUCGUGCUGUCUCCUGGAGCCCCGACUGCCGUUUGCUUGCUGCUGCUUCUUUCGAUGCUACUGCUUCUGUGUGGACAGUGCAGCAGCAGCAGCAGCAGCAGCAGCAGCAGCAGCAAGUGGAGCAGCAGCAGCAGCAGCGGCAAGGGGGGGAAGAUGCAGCGCCUGCGCUUAGGCCCAAGCAGGCGCAGCUGCAGGUUCGACUGCUGCAAACCCUCGUCGGGCACGAGAAUGAGGUGAAGGGCGUGGCCUGGAACUGCUCUGGCUCGCUGCUGGCGACUUGCAGCAGAGACAAAAGCAUUUGGAUUCACAAGCGGAUGGACUGCGCAGAAGACUGGGGUUUGCAGCAGCAGCAGCAGCAGCAGCAGCAGCAGCAGCAGCAGCAGGAUGAGGAAGAGGGGGAGUUCGUUGUUGCUUCUGUUCUGACCGGCCACUCCCAAGACGUGAAGGCCGUAAAGUGGCACCCCAAAAGGGACUGGCUGGCUUCUGCUUCUUAUGACGACACAAUUGCCAUUUGGGGUUUGGGAGAAGACGACUGGGUAAUGCUGAAGACCCUGCGGGGCCACUCCUCAACUGUAUGGACACUCGCCUUCUUGCGGGACGGCAGCCGCCUCGUCUCGGGCUCUGCAGACAGGACUUUGCGGCUGUGGACCUGUGUUCCACCUGGGGCCCCUCCUGCACGGCGCCUCCCGAGUUUGUCGCAGUGGUGUGUGGCCCCAUUUUUGCGUCCCUUAGCAGCAGCAGACGCAGCAGCAGCAGCAGCAAGUGCAGCAGCAGCAGCAGCGCCGGCAGCAGCAGACGAAGGGACUGAGGAUCCUCAGCAGCAGCAGCAGCAGCAGCAGCAGCAGCCAGAGGCGUGGCGCUGCUUGGCUUCGGUCCAGGGGCAGCACCGGGGGGUGGUUUACGGGGUGUCUGUACACCCUACCAAAAACCUACUAGCUACGGCCUGCGGAGAUGGUUGCAUUCGCAUUUACUUGCUGACAGAGACCGGCGCGACUCUCUUACACUGCGAGGAAGAGGCCCAUGAGUGUGAUGUGAACUGGGUGGCCUGGCGGAACGACGACGGCGAGGGCAAGCUGAGGGCUUAG
Messenger RNA from Eimeria tenella, 1119 nucleotides. RefSeq names its product Wd40 protein ciao1 variant. Gene Ontology annotation, molecular function: protein binding. The transcript is spliced from 7 exons. Gene Ontology annotation, cellular component: cytosolic [4Fe-4S] assembly targeting complex. The record is from RefSeq and is a predicted model, not a curated record. Gene Ontology annotation, biological process: iron-sulfur cluster assembly. Lineage: Eukaryota; Apicomplexa; Conoidasida; Eucoccidiorida; Eimeriidae. The annotation marks the transcript as partial.